This is a messenger RNA of Contarinia nasturtii (swede midge), 1420 nucleotides long. It is a transcript of the gene puml, whose product is annotated as (Lyso)-N-acylphosphatidylethanolamine lipase. Gene Ontology annotation, cellular component: lipid droplet. NCBI's taxonomy places the organism in Eukaryota, Metazoa, Arthropoda, Insecta, Diptera, Cecidomyiidae. The coding region runs from base 116 to 1228 and encodes 370 amino acids. The record is from RefSeq and is a predicted model, not a curated record. The transcript is spliced from 9 exons.
AAAAAUCGUGCGACUUUUUUUUUGCACCAGGUUGUUUACAAAUUUCUAGAGAAAUAAAAAUACACACGGAUUUUUGUGCUGGUUGAAUUGGACGACAAGCGCAUCAUCUGAAGGGAUGCUUCGUACAGCGGAAAAAAAGUUACUUUCAUUUUUGAAAACGCCAUACAGAGGUUGGUAUGUUGAUAUUGGACCGACCGUUGGUAAUGCUGAUAAAAUAUGGACCAUUUCAAUGGGACCCGAACUUCGGAACACACCAAUCGUUCUGUUGCACGGGAUGGGUGCUGGCGUUGCAUUUUGGGUUCUAAAUUUGGAUUCACUGGCUCAACACAGACCCGUUUAUGCAAUUGAUAUAUUAGGUUUUGGUAGAAGUUCAAGGCCAACAUUUUCAUCCGAUGCAAUGAUUGCUGAGAAACAACUAGUCAACUCAAUAGAAGAGUGGCGACGUGAGAUGAAAAUCAAAAAUAUGAUCUUAUUGGGACAUUCGAUGGGUGGAUUCUUAGCAACUAGUUACACAAUUUCAUAUCCAGACAGAGUGAAACAUUUAAUAUUGGCUGAUCCAUGGGGUUUUCCAGAACGUCCAAAAGAAAUAGCUGCACCACUCUGGGUUCGUGCCAUCGCCAAAGUAUAUGGAAAUGCAAAUCCCUUGUGGAUUCUUAGGGCAGCCGGAUCCUAUGGCCAAUGGGUUGUACAAAAAACGAGACCAGAUAUUCUGCGCAAAUUCCAAGAGGUCGUUGAACAACACAAUACCGAGGACAAUAAUUUAAUGGCACAAUAUAUUCAUCAGUGUAAUUCUCAAAAUCCAACAGGCGAGAGUGCAUUUCAUGCAAUGAUGUCUGGUUUUGGAUGGGCAAAAAAUCCAAUGCUAAAUCGUAUCCAUGAACUUCGUUCCGAUAAGCCAAUAACAUUGCUCUACGGAUCACGAAGCUGGAUCGAUAAAUCGUCAUGGGAUCUAGUGAAGCAGGCGCGUCCAUCCAGCAUUGUUAAUACACAAGUUAUAUCUGGAGCUGGCCACCAUAUAUUUGCCGAUAAACCGGAUGUGUUUAAUGAUCAUGUGAAUGCUGCGUGCCGAUUUAGUGAUAAAAUACCAGAUGAUGCUCCACUAGAAGAGUUAGAAAACGAUUUCGAAUUGACUGCAUCCAAUGAGGAUACAAAUGGUUUUGCGAAAAUUCCAAAAUUAAUUGAAGCAAAUGAAGUUCCAAUUUUGGGUAGCAAUAUUCUAAUAAAAUGAGAGCACAAAUUGAUAUUGGGGUUGAUUUAAUCGGGCGAAUAAAUCAUUUGCUUAAAUGGCAUUAAGUCCAUUCAUUGGCUAUGUCAUCUAUGGGGAGACGAUAGAAAUUUUUUUGCAUACUCUUCAACGCACUAAAAUACACACAUCCACGCUGAACAUCAUCAUCGUAAAAAAAAAACAAGCAAAGAAAUU